This is a messenger RNA of Lates calcarifer (barramundi perch), 2376 nucleotides long. Its product is annotated as integral membrane protein 2A. NCBI's taxonomy places the organism in Eukaryota, Metazoa, Chordata, Actinopteri, Centropomidae. The transcript has 6 exons. Gene Ontology annotation, cellular component: Golgi apparatus; plasma membrane; extracellular exosome. The record is from RefSeq and is a predicted model, not a curated record. Gene Ontology annotation, molecular function: amyloid-beta binding. Bases 297 to 1043 code for a protein of 248 amino acids. Gene Ontology annotation, biological process: negative regulation of amyloid precursor protein biosynthetic process.
AUAAAUGGUUUCAGUGGUCACCGCCAAACCAGCAAUAACAGUCGUUUAAAUUAUCCAGACAUGAGCCUUUUUAUAUGUUGUGCAGCUUGAGUUUGCAGUAAAUUCUCCAGCCUCUCUGUCGGAUGUCAUCGUAAUCCCCUCCGGCCACCGGAAGCGCUAGAUAAAGCCGAGGUUGCAAAGUGCGUCACAGCGCGGAGCUGCUGAGAAUAACGGAGCUCGCCUCGCUGCCCGGUACCGACACUCUCUCAUUUUUUUCUGUCUGCACAAGAAACCCGAGCCGACGUUUCCGCUCCACCAUGGUGAAGAUUGCUUUUAACUCGGCUCUGGCGCAGAAGGCGCUGGGCAAAGAGGUGCCAGCCGCUGUGAAGGAUCCUGAGCUGGCCUCUGCUCCCGUGGGUAACGAGGGCUCCACAGGUCGCUGUCUGCUCACCCUGCUGGGCAUCGCCUUCAUCCUCAGUGGGCUCAUCGUGGGGGGAGCAUGUCUCUAUCGAUACUUCACCCCAAAGAGACUGUAUCAUGGCGCAAUGCAGUUCAACGACGUGUCAGCCGGAGCUGGAGGAGAGAGCCAGCCGUACUACCUGCCACGCGUGGAGGAGGAGGUGGAAAUCUCUGACAGCAUGGCCGUCAUCAGCGUCCCCCCUCCCCGCUUCAGACCUGGAGACCCUGCUUACAUUCUCCAUGACUUCAACAGGAAGCUGACGGCUUAUCUGGACCUGACUCUGAGGACCUGCUUUGUGAUUCCUCUGAAUACCUCGGUGGUGCUCCCCCCUCAGGACCUCAUUGACCUCUUCUCACAGCUGAUGUCUGGCUCUUACCGCAGCUACCUGGUGCACGAGGAUCUGGUGGUGACUGAGCGUAUUGACGAUAUCAAACCCCUGGGCUUCUACAUCCGCCGUCUGUGUGAUGGAAAGGAGACAUACAGAAUGCAGCGCCGUGCAAACCUGCCAGGUGGAGGCAUCCAGAAGCGCUCUGCAGACGAAUGUUUCACCAUCCACCACUUUGAGAACAAGUUUGUGACGGAGACCCAGAUCUGCAAGGCUUGAUGGGAAAGCAUGAGCGUAGGUCAGAGAGAGUGAGAGCGAGAGAUAGAAAGUGAGUGAUAAAGAGUGAGAGUCAGAGUAACAGAGACAGAGUGGACGGGAGUGGGCGCAGGAGGGAACAACUUUCAGCAGAAAGUUACUUUUGUAUAAAUCUCUAACUCCAGUUUUUGCUUCCCCUGCUUUAACCCCAGUGAUAAGUGAAUUUAAGUUACAGCGUUAUAGCCUAACCACCCCCACCCCACCCCGCUCUCCGCUGUAUUACCCUGAACCUAUAUACGUUAUAGCUCUUCUUGCUCAAGUAUUCACUAGCUAGUGUUGUACUGAUAACCUAUGUCAGCCUGCUAACUAAAGAUAUAACUAAGUUUCAUUUGUUAUGUUGGCUUAUGUUCUGUUGCUGUAGCUUCCUGCUGACUAAUCUAAUCGUUGUUACCGUGUUACAACAUCUUGUCACCUCAGAUGAGAGUUGCUAGUCAUUCUACUGAAUAUCCUAGUGAUACUGAGGAGUCAUUCAUAUCAGCCCUGUCUGUGUGUCAGCCUACUGUUCCCACUCUUAAUGGGGUUUAUAGAGCAGCCUUGACGAGACAUACUAUAUGUUAUAGUGUGAUAUAGCACAAGUCACCCAGGAGAAGUACGGUACAGUACAGUUACAGUGCACAUGUAACAUGCUUGUCGUUGUUUUUACAGAAGGUACCAGAGAUGCACAAGCCCAGAGCUCUCAGUCAACACUUUGUAGAUAUUUCUCAGAGUGCCCUGCUGCUCCCAGAGGCCUCUGCUGUCCUGCUGUGUGAUGAUCUCAUGUAAACCUAACGGUGAACAGUCCAGCACCCUAUAUGAGCAGUGUAUGUGUUUGUGUAGAAACCUCAUUUGUCAAUAUAAACUUAAUGGAUGGUUGAUGAGCUAAAGGCAUGUAUAAGCUAAAGGGAAAUGUCACUAAUUUGACACUACUUUUUGAAUCCUCAUUUAUAAAUUUGCAGCCCCAUAACAUGAAAAUAUCUUUACCGACAUGGUAAGAAAUAAGUUCCUGUAGGUUUAGCACCUUUUUAAACAACACCAUACAUUUAAAAUUGUCACAGGAACUUAUUAGCAUACAUUAGUUUAUUUGAGAAAAAAACUUGUGUGAAGUAUGAAAACAUGGCUUUUUGCCAAAUAGAGUCAUUUUCACUGGUUUCCCACGCAAUGUCUGCACAGAGAGACAAUCAGACAGGAAGUGUGCUUGUAAAAAAUGUUUCUGUAUCAGCUUUUUAACUGAACACUAGAGGAUUAGAUAAAAACCAAUGUUGUGUGCAGCUACUGAACUGAACUUCACUUUGUUGUUGAAUAAAGUUGCAUUUCUUUA